This is a messenger RNA of Punica granatum (pomegranate), 1738 nucleotides long. The record is from RefSeq and is a predicted model, not a curated record. NCBI's taxonomy places the organism in Eukaryota, Viridiplantae, Streptophyta, Magnoliopsida, Myrtales, Lythraceae.
GCAAUCAAAGAAACCCCCAUCUUCCCCCCCUUUCCCUUUGCCCUACUCUUUCUUGAGCCACAGUCCCAACCCUUAUCUUCUUCUUCCCUUCUCCCAAGGCCCAAGAAAAUGGUUCCCGAAGCUUCAGCCUCCGCAGCCCCCCCGCCUUCCGCCGCUGUCGCCGUCGCCGUCGUCCCCGCGCCAUCCCCUGCCAGCUCGUGUGCUCCUGCAGCUGCAGCCGCCGUUUCCAUGGCGAGCUCUGAUGGCGGUGCCGGAGGCGGAGCUGCUAAUGCUCCUCCACGGCCGGUCACUGCUCUGGCUCCGGGUUUCAGGUUCCACCCCACCGACGAGGAGCUGGUGAUCUACUACCUGAAGCGCAAAAUCUGCGGGAGAUCCUUCCGCUUUGAUGUCAUUACGAGCGUGGACAUUUACAAAACCGAACCUUGGGAGCUCCCAGGUAAGGCCCAGAUAAAAACUCGAGACCAAGAGUGGUACUUCUUCAGCGCAUUAGACCGCAAAUAUGCGAAUGGGGCAAGGAUGAAUAGGGCCACGGACAAAGGGUACUGGAAAGCCACUGGGAACGAUCGGGUUGUCAAGCACGACACGCGUGCUGUGGGUUUGAAGAAGACCCUAGUGUUCCAUUAUGGGCGGGCCCCUGAUGGCAAGAGAACGAACUGGGUCAUGCACGAAUACAGGCUCGUGGAAGCAGAGCUUAACAAAUGUGGUGUAGGGAAGGACCCAUAUGUGCUGUGUAGAGUCUUUCACAAGUCCAACAUGGGCCCUCCAAUCGGACACCGGUAUGCCCCGUUUGUCGAGGAGGAAUGGGAUGAUGAAGAUACAGUUCUCCCCGGAGAAGUGGUGGGAGAGGAAGCACCAGCGGCUGAAGCUACCGAAGCUGAGCAGGAAUUACCAUCUUCUGAGGCUGCUGCUGUUCCUCAUACCAACCUCCCAACAAAGACCCGUUGCCUGUUGGAUGUGUGCAAGAACGAGAGGCUUGAUGCUUCUCCUGGCCCAGAUAAUGGGGACAACACUCCAACUAUACUUCGAUACAAGAGAAGGAAGAUCAUUGACUUGAACUCAAAAGCUUCCGACUGUUCUGAGAACUCGAUCAAGGCACAUCAAGGUCCCUGCUCGUCUUCUACAACCACAGCAACGACCCAGGAGACAAACCAGUCGAGUCGCUUAUCUGCUCUCGUGGAGUACUCGUUAAUGGAGUCUCUGCAACAGAAGGAGAGCUCCCCUGCGCCCCGAUCCACAUUUGAUGCUUCUGUUCUUGAUUCUUCUGUUCCUCCAGAAUACAUUGGGUUUAUCAGUAGUCUACAGGAGGAAGUGUAUAAGGUCUCGAUGGACAGGGAGACCUUGAGGCUUGAGAUGUUUAGUGUCCGAGCCAUGAUGAACAUUCUCCAGUCCCGAAUUGAAAACCUGACCAAAGAGAAUGAGGAGCUGAAGAAGAAAAUUCAAGACGGUUAAUUUUCCCCUCGCCUCUUUGGCCUUUGUUUGUCGACUUAUCUCAUUUUAGAUAUCUAUCAAUGCUUCGUAGAAUGUUAAGAGUAGCUGUGUACCAUGGCCAUUGAUGGGGCCUUUGUCCAUCAUCAAUCAAGAAAAGGAACUCACCAGUUAGGCCUUUUUUCCCCCUCUCUAGUUAUGCUUGUGAAAUAUCGUAGUAGUGUACCGUGGCUAUUGGUGGGGCCCUUGUCCAUCAAGUUAAUCGAGUUAAUGAAUGUUAGCUUAGCUCGGAUUUACCCUUUUUUUCUUGGAA